Messenger RNA from Ochotona curzoniae (black-lipped pika), 1158 nucleotides. It is a transcript of the gene CINP, whose product is annotated as cyclin dependent kinase 2 interacting protein. The transcript is spliced from 5 exons. The record is from RefSeq and is a predicted model, not a curated record. NCBI's taxonomy places the organism in Eukaryota, Metazoa, Chordata, Mammalia, Lagomorpha, Ochotonidae. The coding region runs from base 34 to 672 and encodes 212 amino acids.
GAAGUGACGUCAUGGCGGAGGCCUGCGGGCGGCAUGGCAGCAAAGACGCCUGACAUCACACCCCCCAGGAAGCCUGUCUUAUCGGUCAGCGCAAGGAAACUGAAAGACAACGCAGCCGACUGGCACAACUUGAUCCUGAAAUGGGAAAGCCUCAGUGACGCUGGCUUUGCCACCGCCAGCAGCAUCGCCAACCUGAGACUCGGCUUGCUGAAUAAAGAGAAGAUAGAACUGGAGAGCAGCAGCCCAGCAUGGAGUGAGGAUGAAGACAAGAUGCAUGUGGAAUAUAACAAGGAACUUGAGAGCCUCUGUGAGGACCUGCAGGCUGCCCUGGACGGCUUGACCAAAGUACAGAUGAAAAUGGAAAAGUUGUCUUCAACUACCAAAGGAAUUUGUGAACUAGAAAAUUACCAUUAUGGGGAGCAGAGUCAGCGGCCUCCUCUGUUUCACACGUGGCCUACAGCCCAUUUCUACGAAGUCUGCCGCAGGCUGGCUGACAUGUACAGGCAGGAGCUGCUCCUGAAGCGCACCGUGGCGGAGGAGCUGGCGCACACCACCGACCGUGACCUCUCCCUGAGCUACUUGUCCAUGUGGCUGCACCAGCCGUAUGUGGAGAGGGACAGCAAGCUGCAUCUGGAAAGCAUGCUGCUUGAAACGGGGCACCGAGCACUGUGACCUCCCGGCAUGGUGGCGUGGUGUGAGUGAACGCCGCCUCCGGGCCUGGCUAGAGCCUGACCAUGCCCGCGCCUGGUGCAGCACCUCCCUGCUUUCCUCCGUGUGCCUUCCUGGGAACCCGUCCCAUGUGAGUGCUUCCAAGUUCCUAAACAGAGUGCCUGGCCUGGUUGUGUAAAUUAGAUGUCCUUUACGUAUUACAUGUGUAUAGCAAAUCCCUGGUUUCAUAUUUGUAUCUUACUCCUAUCUGCUGUAUUCCUUAUUGUCUCAUGAUACUAUGAAUUUUGCUAUUACGACAUAACAGAGUUGGGGGCUGGGUUGACCCACAGGUGUCUCACAUGAGUGCUGGUUUGAGUCCCAGCUGCUCUGCUUCUGAAGCGUUGCCCUGCUCACAUGCGUGGGAAGCAGCACAAGACGGCCCAGGUACUUGGAAUGUGGGAGACCCAGGUGGAGUUCCAGGCUUGUGGCUUGAGCCUGGCCCAGGCCUGG